UUCUUUGCCACAGAGAAGAAAAGCAGGCAGCAGCACAUUUUUAGUACCCAUCUGCAGCAGUAAUUUGUAGUCGCACUACCGACAAGCUACUCCUUACUUUUAGUAAAUAAAAAUGAACGGACUGGAGGACGAACAGAUGUCACCACAAAACUUCCUAUACGGAUGUGUCGUGGAAGCUGGAAAGGAGGUGGUCUUCAAUCCUGAAGAUGAUGAGUUUGAUCAUCAGCUAGAUCUGAGGAUGGCCUGUGUGGACCCCAGCACAAAAGAUCAGCUUAACGUGGUGGAGGUGGAGGGACACAACUCUGAGGGUCAGAAAGUCAAAGCAAUGCUGGUUUCACUCAAGCCCUCUACCCUGCCAAGUGUGUGCCUUGGUGGGUUCACGAUUUCACCCCCAGCAGUGUUUCGUCUGAAGGCUGGUUCAGGUCCAGUCCACCUCAGUGGCCAACACCUCGUCAUUCAAGUGAUGGAGCCUGAUCAGUCAUUUGAUGAAGAGGAGGAGGAAGAAGAGGAGGAGGAAGAAGAGGUAGAAGUUAAAAUGUCAAAUAAAAGACCUGCUGCAUCCCCAGCCUCUAAACCUCAGAAAAAAAUGAAAAUCGAAAUGGAGGAAGAGGAUGAGGACGAAGAUGACGAGGAUGAGGAUGAUGAAGAGGAUGAUGAGGAAAGUGAGGAAGAAGAAUCACCUGUAAAGGCUAAACCAACCCCGGCUAAACAGAAGAAAACUCCUCAGAAUGGCAAGAGCUCUGCACCCAGCACUCCAGCCACAAAGCAGGAAAAGUCUCCCAAAGCGAAAGGAGAGAAGUCACCUAAAACUCCCAAAGCAAAUUUAACUGUUCCUGAAAUAAAAGCAAAGAUUAUGGAGGCAACAAAGAAGGGUAUCUCAUUACCUAAGGUCCAGUCCAAGUUUGAGAACUUCCUGAAACAUGGCCAGAAAGUCUCGGAUCCCAAGGUCAUUGCAGAGCUGUGGAAAUGGCGACAGACCUUGAAGGAUGAGAAAUAACUGACUGUAGUUUUAACAUUUUACAACUCGUCACCGCAGCUUCUCUGAAAUCUGUGGAAGCCUGACUCUGUGCCUCACUCUUUCAUUGAAUCAACCCUCCUGAAUGAGCUGGUGAUGGAGACGGUGUGCUGUUGGCAUUUGUGGAUUUGCCUCCAUCACCCACUCAUUUGGGCAUUUGUUCUGGUAAAUGUAUUCUGGAGCUAAAUUACAAGUUUGCUGAAUCAUCAGCGUUUAGAGUUUUGAUUUGACCUCGUUUGGGAACAGCAGAGUAGUCCCAUUGAACAACAGUGUUAGUACAAUAAAACUGAUAAAAAUCAACAAUAAAACAAAGUCAGUUCUUUUAACCGUCCAGAUCGUGUGUUUUUUUUUUUAACAAGCUUAAUAAACCGUUUGAAACACCCAA
Austrofundulus limnaeus is the source of this 1400-nucleotide messenger RNA. It is a transcript of the gene npm1a, whose product is annotated as nucleophosmin 1a. The transcript has 11 exons. Gene Ontology annotation, molecular function: RNA binding; chromatin binding; histone binding. Gene Ontology annotation, biological process: regulation of centrosome duplication; ribosomal small subunit export from nucleus; chromatin remodeling. NCBI's taxonomy places the organism in Eukaryota, Metazoa, Chordata, Actinopteri, Cyprinodontiformes, Rivulidae. Gene Ontology annotation, cellular component: centrosome; ribonucleoprotein complex; nucleolus. Bases 113 to 997 code for a protein of 294 amino acids. The record is from RefSeq and is a predicted model, not a curated record.